AUGGAUUCUCAUUUGAACAUUCCAACUGUUGAUAUAAGUCGUGUGAGGAAAUAUUCUUUGGCUGAUUUGGAUACUAUUGACUUUUCCACAUCUGAUGAUUUAGCAAUUGUUGUGGAAAAUUUAAGAAACAUUAUAUCAUUGGAGUUGAAUAUAGAAAAUUUCUGGAAUGAAGAAAAUGAACAGCUUUUGUGGCAAUUUGUUAUUGAUCCAGAAUCACUUAUUUUAAGCUGUUAUUUUUCUGAUGAUAAAUUAUUUGUUACCUGUGACGUUCCUAGGGUAAAUGUAACAGAGUUAUUUUGGAUCAUUAAAGCCUUCCCUGAAAAACUUUAUUCAUCUGAUUAUAACACCAAGUUAUUAUUUGGAACUGUCAAAGCACCUAUAUUUGAAAGUUUAUAUUCUUUGUUCUCACAUUUAUAUGCUCCUGUGUUUUUCAAAAGUCAAGAUUGGUCAAAAUGUAUUCAAACAGAUUAUCAAAAUUCUUUAACAGAAUUCUUGUCUGAGCUUUUCCAUAUGAAUAAUGAACUUUUUGGCAAAGUUAUAUUUUAUGUUCCUGAACAAGUGUUGCACAAAGAUAUUAUCACAAUCCUUGAUAAUAAAGAACUUCUAAAUCAAGUAGAAAAAGCUGUUAUGCAGUGGAUAUGGAUAUUUGUAACUGUUUUGAUGAAACGGAAUUCUGAUACCGCAGAAAACAGGGGACCUUUAGAAGAAAUUGAAUUUUGGGAAUUAAAGCACUCUGAUCUGAAAAAUAUAUUGUCUCAACUUGAUCGUGAUGAUGUGAAAUUAUGCAUUGAGGCACUAAAAUCAGCAAACUUAGCCUCAUACUACAAGUUUAUUGAACUUAAAGAUAAUUUGUUGGUUGAGUUUAAUAUUGCUGUAAGCAAUAUCAAAUUUUUAUCUCUUUUGAAAGAUACUUGUGUACUUCUACGAGAGUCUGCAAUGACUGAUAUUCCUAGUAUUCUCCCAAAAUUACUGGAUUUGACAAGAAUUAUUUGGAACAACUCUUCAUAUUAUAAAGACACUAUAAUGUCGAACUUACUUGGAAAGGUUAAUAACUUUGUUAUAACAGUCAUAUCAUGUCAUGUUCCUCUUGAAGAAAUAUUUCUCAGUGUGCAUGUUACUGAUCUCAAGAACAAAUUAAUUAAUGUUAUUUCAUGCUGCAAAUCUUGGUUGGAAAUUUUUGAUUAUUCUGAGAAAGUACAUAAGAAGUUUGCACCAUCUACUUGGUCUGUUGAACCAAUUUCACCCCUAGUAAAUCUUUUCAUACAUCGUUGUGAAGAAUUCAUUGAAAUUUGUAACUACAAAGAGGAUUUUCAUUGCGAUGCAGUGCUGGAAAGAUAUGCUCAAGGUCUUAAGUGCUUUGAAAUUGUUGAACACUUUCAGAAAAUUGAAUUAAAGUUUCAAACAUUGCUGGCUGAUUUAUCUCAGAGUACGCCUGUUGCAUUAAAUGUUAAUAAAGCAGAAUGGUAUGAUUAUUUUAAAAAAUUUAAAGUAGAUAUUUCGGAAUUAUAUGUUGCGGUAUCAAAACUGAUGUCAAACAAAUUUGAAAAUUUAAAUUCUAUUGAAGAAGGAAUUCAAAUCUUAUCGCUGUUUCAAAAGUUCUUUGAAAAGCAGGUAGUCAGGCAUGAACUAAGGAGAUGUGUAAAAUAUCUCUAUGAAUUAUUCUUCAAAGAGGUGAAUUCUGUGAAAAAGCAGUUGAUUGAUUUAGAUGAAUCAAGUGAUCUACUUUAUCCCUCAUUUGGUGGACGAGCAUUUUAUGCAUCGAUUCUUCCUCAAAGAAUAAAACAACUAUAUAAGAUUAUAAAUGAUUCCAAAAGUAUAUGGCCUCUGGAGUAUAAUGAAGAAGUAGAAGAGUUUUAUGAGCAAGCAUUAGGAUCUAUUGAGGAAUACAAGCAUACACUGUUUUCACAAUGGUGUAAAACUAUCCCAAAAGAACCUUAUGCAUGGUUAAGUGACCUUAUCAUUAUUAAGAAAGAAAACUCUGAGUUCUUUUACAUUAAUCUGAACAAAGAUGUCUUAAACACAAUAUAUGAAUUAUUUUAUUGGAAUAAAGCUAGAGUUGAAAUACCUCAGUCAAUAAUUCAUCUUCAUCAGAAAAGUGACAUAUUUUUAAAAAGGAUUUUUAGAAUGGUGGAAUGUGUUAGAAGCUAUAACAGGAUAGUAAGUUCAUUAUCUUCAGAUGAAAAGAUGUAUUUUAGAAAUGUAUUGUUAUCUUUAGAAGAAGAUGUUAAGCCAGCCAUUAUUGGUUUGAAUUGGUCUGCUCCUCAAUCAAAAGCUAUAGAAGCUCUAAAACUGUUUACAAAUCGAGUCAAAUUGGUGAGUUGA
Parasteatoda tepidariorum (common house spider) is the source of this 2322-nucleotide messenger RNA. RefSeq names its product dynein axonemal heavy chain 2. The record is from RefSeq and is a predicted model, not a curated record. Gene Ontology annotation, molecular function: dynein light intermediate chain binding; dynein intermediate chain binding; minus-end-directed microtubule motor activity. Lineage: Eukaryota; Metazoa; Arthropoda; Arachnida; Araneae; Theridiidae. Gene Ontology annotation, cellular component: dynein complex. Gene Ontology annotation, biological process: microtubule-based movement.